Messenger RNA from Lytechinus variegatus (green sea urchin), 2045 nucleotides. Its product is annotated as calcium-binding protein LPS1-beta-like. Bases 126 to 1055 code for a protein of 309 amino acids. Gene Ontology annotation, molecular function: calcium ion binding. The transcript is spliced from 11 exons. The record is from RefSeq and is a predicted model, not a curated record. Lineage: Eukaryota; Metazoa; Echinodermata; Echinoidea; Temnopleuroida; Toxopneustidae.
GAGCACCACACCCUUCUCAUUUGUCGUCGAAAGUCAGCUAGGAAGGGGAGCAUCCUAACCGAUCCAGACCUACUGUAACAAACAUCUUUGUUUUUUUUGUAACAAAGUUUAAAAAGUCGAUCACAAUGUCUGAUGCGCUAGCCAAGUUUACACGUGGAGUGCCCAAGAGUGUUAUUGAAGAGAUGAAGAAGGAGUUCAAGGACAACUAUGACACAAACAAUGACGGCACCGUUUCUUGUGCAGAGUUGGCUAAAUUAAUGGACUGUCCUGAAGAAGAGGCUCAGAAGAUGAUCGCGACAGUCGAUGUCAACUGUGACGGCCGUAUGCAGUUUGACGAGCUUGUAUUGUUCAUGGAAGGUUCAACCAAAGCGGACUUGUACAGUUCAGAGGAGAUUCAAAAAAUGUUCGAAGACCUCGACAAAGAUGGCAAUGGAAAGAUCAGCCCUGAAGAGUUAUCCAAAGGAGUUAGAGAGAUUUAUACUAAGCUGAUUGAAGGUAUGGCCACUAAAUUAAUCCAAGAAGCAGACAAGGAUGACGAUGGUCACGUCAAUAUGGAAGAAUUCUGUGACACACUUGUGGAGAAACUACCCGUGCGUAAGGAUCGUUUUCUGAAUGAACAACUACUAGAAUGUAUCAAAAAGGAUUUUAAAGAAAAAUUUGACAAAAAUGGUGAUGGCAGCCUCACAAAUGCAGAGAUGAGUGAGCUUAUGAAUAACAGGUAUUCAUCGUAUUCCGAUGAGGAGAUUAAAGAAAUGAUCAGUCGGGUCGAUCUUAACGAUGACGGACGCAUGCAGUUUAGCGAGUUCUUGCUGUAUGUGCAGAAUAUGAGCAAGGAUGAUAUCAAAAACCAAUUCAAGGCCAUCGACAAAGACGAGAAUGGGAAGAUCAGUCCUGAAGAGAUGGUAAGCGGAAUCAAAGAAAUUUAUGCUAGCAUGGUCGACUCUGAGGUCGCUAAGUUAAUCAAAGAAGCAGAUUUUGAUGGAGAUGGCUGCGUCGAUAUUUGGGAAUUCCGCAGAAGGCUUCUUCUCCAAUUGCCCUUUGAGAAUUUUGAAUAAAAUCAACAGUCUUUACCGGCCCAUUUACCUUGGAUGUGCCGUCUUCUUAUAGGAACAGCAAGACAAAAUUAACUUCUUCUGGACAAGGGUGACAAGAAUUAGAGAUUCCUUACAACAACAUGAUAAGAAAACAUCCAGAAAUUAUGUCUCAAUGUCAUCCUGAGUUGAAUGAUCGUGUUAUCUUGUUGCUUUGUUGGAAAGAAACGGGGGGGGGGGGGGGAGGCUGUGAAAUAUCAGCUAAAUUUGAAUAUUGUGACCGAUUGAUUUUUAAGAGACAAGUGUGAAUAAGAGCAUCUUCUUCACGCAAUAUUUUCGGAUGAUAUUAGAUUGUGUGGAUACGAUUAUGCAAGGUGUUGCUAUAUAGCAUCCGCCUCCGUUACCAUGGUUGCGUUCAAUUUAUUCAAGUGGUAUACAUGCGACACAACAAAUAGUUUGAUUAUACUAGUCAUGUAAUCAAUUUUGUUUACACACGCACCGAACACAUCGUUUGGACAUCAUGUACAAGACAAAAAGAACAAAGAGUGACUAUUUUUAGCAUUAUAUUAUAUACGCUAUAGAUUCUAUUGAUUAUACGCAAUUAUAUUAAUUUGAAUAUUAUAUGUACCAGAGUUUAUAUCAUAGAAGUAUAUGAGAGGUCCGUACGAUUCUUUUAGACAAAUGUUAUGUACUAUCGUGUUGCUGACUGAAUUAAAUAAAGAAUGUUACAAGAUAGAGAUGAUUAUCGAAAAUGCAACCCAUUUUGCAUUUAGGUUGAUGCAAAAAAGGCAUAUAUUAUACAUAUUCAAUGAACAGCACAUUUUAACCCAAACAUAACAUUUUAUAUCUCACUUUCUUUAAAACUUCCCUUUUAAUGACAGUACCAAGUUUAAUAAUCCCCAAUGUUAGCUCUGCAUUUAAGGAGUCGGGACAUAGUAUUGGGGCUGUUUAGGAUGUGUAUGUCAUAAAAGUAAUAGAGGGGGUGGUUGAAUAAAUUCAUGGAGUAUAUUAAAA